[Torrubiella] hemipterigena is the source of this 2045-nucleotide messenger RNA. NCBI's taxonomy places the organism in Eukaryota, Fungi, Ascomycota, Sordariomycetes, Hypocreales, Clavicipitaceae. The record is from the annotation of a GenBank genome assembly.
CGCAAAAGUUCAUCCGAUCUAUUUGCUGCCACUAGUCCAUAUACAUCAUGAUGAGUCGGUCGUUGGCACUUUAUUCGGAUUUCUUAAGAUUUCUUCAGCGACUUGUUUACUGGAGAUCUUCCUUUUUGUAGUUCGUCGGCGUUGGUUCGCCGCCAUCGCCGAUCAGGCUGCGCAUCUUAUAAGAGCUGAGACAGACGUCGCCACCAGCAUUUCAAUUCCAAUCAUCACCCUUGCGCAUCUCUUUUCAUCCAUUCUCCUUUCGUAUUCAGCAUGGUAAAAUUAACCACUGUGCAUCAGCUCAACGCCGAGAGCGUCCAGAAGCCCAUUGUCGCCGUCUUUGUUGGCGGCAGCGGCAUCAGCCAAUAUGCCCUUUCAGCUUUGGCGACAACAGUAUCGGAAAACAAGGGCAAGCCGUUUAGAGCCUAUCUCGUGGGCAGAAAGCCAGAUGCAGCAAAAGAUGUCAUCGCGGAAUGCAACAAAUUGAGCCCAGAGAGCAGCGUCAUAUUUGUUCAAGUAAAUGAUUUAGCGCUGAUGAAGAAUGUUGACGAGGUAUGCGCAAAGAUCCAAGAGGCCGAGGCCAUGCAUCAAGAUGGCAGAAUUGAUUACCUCUUGCUCUCGCCGGGUGCAGUCAUUUUCCAGGCCAGAGACGAUACUCCCGAAGGUCUCGACAGAACAAUGGCCCUCAUGUACUAUGCCCGCAUCAGAAUGAUCCUGCGGCUCAAACAGCUCCUCUUGCAGUCUUCGUUUCCGGCAACGGUUGUAUCUGUUUUUGCCGGUGGCUAUGAAGAAAAGCUCAUCGCUGACGAUGUUUCUCUCCGAAAGCCAGAAAAUUACAAAUACACCCAAGCGCGUUCCCAUGUGGUCUACAUGUACACGCUCUUCUUUGAACAUUUGGCCAGGGAGAAUCCUGGUAGACUGUCACUCAAUCACGUCUUCCCAGGACUAGUCACGGGCCCUGGCUUUUACAACCCGCAACUACCACUCGUCUUUCGCCUCUUUUGGCGCUACCUUUUCGUGCCUCUCCUGUCGGGUUUCGUUUGCGUCCCGCAUGCAGAGUGCGGCGCCCGAAUGCUGAGCUUGCUCUCGGCCAAGUAUCCAGCAGCCUCUGACAGCGAGCCCGUCCAAGAUGCGAUCAAAUCCACAAACGGCAAGCUUGGUGGCGGUAGCUACGCCUUGGGUUGGGAUGGUGAAGACGUCUUCAAGCCAGAAAGGUACGCCGACAAGGCUAAGGAUGCUCUCGAGAAGCUCAUGUACAGUCACACCAUGAAUGCUCUUGAUACCAUUGCUUCAGGGAAAGUGUUCACCGAAUAGUCCCGUUUCUCACCAUUACAUCAACUCUUUCAUUUUCGUGGCAACAUACCAAAUUGAAUCACAAAACAAGACAUCCAUUUGAAAAUCUAUGUGCAACGUAAACCUUUAAACGCCAGACAAAAUGCAAACCAGUAGUCAUAAACCAAGAUCCCGCAUAAACUUAUGAUCCAGGGGCAUCCGGCAAUCUCUCGAUAACGUACUUUCCGCGAGCCACACUCAUCAGAGGCACACCAGGAAUCUUGCGCAAGCGUUGCUUGAGGGCCUUGUCGUUGGUGCCAACAAUGUAUAUUCUGUUCUUACUGACUCGGUCGACAAUGCAGUCAUCGGCAUAGACGCCCUUGUGGUCGCAAGUCAGUCGCGUCCAACGCUCGUCACGGGCCACUCGCAGCGCAAGACGGUACUUGGGUCCCAGCUUCUCCAACUCGGCCAUGACGCACGAGGUGAUAAUUGGGUUACACUUGGCGUACAGGCAGUCCAUCAUCGACUCGAGCAUCGACAGCUUGCGCUGGAUCGUGUGACUGAGAAAGUUGGUAUCGACGAGGACGUUGUAGGGCGGGACGAGGGCGGUGUUGUGCUGGAAGAACAUGUUGGAGGGCAUCUGCGGCGCCUCGCGGAUCAGCUCGCCGGAUGCUGUCUUCUUCUCCUUCAUCUUUUGGAUGGCCUCGGCCUUGGCCUUGUUUUCCUUAAGGCGGGCAUCGCGCUGGCCAAUUACUCGCUUGACCUGAAGAGUUUUU